Messenger RNA from Ceratotherium simum simum (southern white rhinoceros), 2628 nucleotides. The record is from RefSeq and is a predicted model, not a curated record. Lineage: Eukaryota; Metazoa; Chordata; Mammalia; Perissodactyla; Rhinocerotidae.
GUGGGAGACAGGGCCAUGCCAGCCACUUCUUGGCCCAGCCCAGCCCAAGAGGGUGCCUAGACAUGUUCCUCCCUUUAAUUUGGGCCCUGAGUCUGUACCCAUGGGGCCCUUGGGAAGGCCCCAUGCCAGGCUGGAGCAGGAUAGGAAGGGCAUAGGUGCUAGCUGAGAUGCCAGGGAUGGCACAGCAGGACUUCUAGGGACGAGCUAGGCCCUGGCAGGAGGGAGUAGCUAGGCUCACCCUGAGCCCGAUACCGAUCAGCACCUUGGACAGUGGCCAGUACCCUCCCUGGUGCCCGCUGGGCCCUGCCUGGGCCCAUACCCACUACCCCAGGGCACCUCUUCAAAUAGCACAGUCUCCAGCCAGCAUCCAGGGCCUGAAUACACAGAGCACUGAGAGAGUGGGCCGGUGUGGCCACGGACGCAGGCAGGGACCAGGGACGUGGCAGGCUGGGGCUCAGGGACUGGUUGGGGCAAUGGGGGUCAGUGAGAAACUAGAGGCUGAAUGAGAGGGAUGGAGGCUUGGUGCUGGGGGCAGGACCUGGGGAGAUCACUGGAGCCCCAUCCAGGCUAUGGGCAUCAAGACAUCAUUGCCUGCAGCAGAGCUGGGCCUAUACUCCCUGGUGUUGAGUGGGGCCCUGGCCUAUGCUGGCCGGGGCCUCCUCGAGGCUUCACAAGAUGGGGCCCACAGGAAGGCCUUCCGGGAGUCUGUGCGACCCGGCUGGGAGUACAUUGGCCGGAAGAUGGAUGUGGCUGACUUCGAGUGGGUGAUGUGGUUCACCUCCUUCCGCAAUGUCAUCAUCUUCGCCCUCUCUGGACAUGUGCUGUUUGCUAAAUUCUGCACGAUGGUUGCUCCCCAGCUCCGCUCCUGGAUGUAUGCUGUGUAUGGGGCCCUGGCCGUGGUGGGCACGAUGGGCCCUUGGUACCUGCUGCUGCUGCUUGGCCAUUGUGUGGGUCUCUAUGUGGCCUCACUCUUGGGCCAGCCCUGGCUCUGUCUCAGCCUGGGCCUGGCCAGCCUUGCCUCCUUCAAGCUGGACCCCCUAAUCUCCUGGCAGAGCGGGUUUGUAACAGGCACUUUUGAUCUUCAAGAGGUGCUGUUUCAUGGGGGCAGUGGUUUCACAGUGCUACGUUGUACCAGCUUUGCGCUGGAGAGCUGUGCCCACCCCGAUCGCCGCUACUCCCUAGCCGACCUGCUCAAGUACAACUUCUACCUGCCUUUCUUCUUCUUCGGGCCCAUCAUGACCUUCGAUCGCUUCCACGCCCAGGUGAGCCUGGCGGAGCCGGUGAGGCGCGAGGGCGAGCUGUGGCGCAUCCGGGCCCAGGCGGGCCUCAGCGUGGUGGCCAUCAUUGCCGUGGACAUCUUCUUUCACUUCUUCUACAUCCUCACCAUCCCCAGUGACCUCAAGUUCGCCAACCGCCUCACGGACAGCGCCCUCGCUGGCCUAGCCUACUCAAACCUGGUGUACGACUGGGUGAAGGCGGCCGUCCUCUUCGGCGUCGUCAACACCGUGGCGCGCCUCGACCACUUGGACCCGCCCCAGCCUCCCAAGUGCAUCACAGCGCUCUACGUCUUCGCGGAAACGCACUUUGACAGAGGCAUCAACGACUGGCUUUGCAAGUACGUGUACAACCACAUUGGUGGGGAGCACUCCAAGGUGAUCCCAGAGCUGGGGGCCACUGUGGCCACAUUUUCCAUCACCACUCUGUGGCUCGGGCCUUGUGAUAUCGUCUACCUGUGGUCAUUCCUUAACUGCUUUGGCCUCAACUUUGAGCUCUGGGUGCAGAAGCUGGCAGAAUUGGGGCCGCUAGCGCAAAUUGAGGCCUCUCUGUCGGAGCAGACGUCCCGCAGGGUCCGGGCUGUCUUUGGGGCCAUGAACUUCUGGGCUAUCGUCACGUACAACCUUGUAAGCCUGAACAGCCUCGAGUUCACAGAGCUGGUCGUCCGGCGCCUGCUACUCACAGGGUUCCCCCAGACCACACUGGCUGUCCUGUUUGUCACCUACUGUGGUGUCCAGCUGGUGAAGGAGCGAGAGCGAACCCUGGCUCUGGAGGAGGAGCAGAAGCAGGACAAAGAGAAGCUGGAGUAGGUGGGAGGAGGAAGGGGGAGGGCUCUGCUCAGCUAUUCCUGGGCCCAGGCCCAGGCCAGGCCAGAUGGGGCCUGACUGAUAGAAUAAAAGACUUUUCUACCACAGUUCAGCUGUUCCCUGACCUUUCCCCCAGCAGCCUUCUGGCUCCUUGUCCAUGCUGGAUGAGGAGCUGCAGGUUCUGGGCCUCAGAGAGGGAGGUCAAGCUCUUGGCACACAUAGAGUGUGGAGGAGACACCACGUGGAGGGCAGAGACCACCAACCUUGGCAACCCAACAGCUGAGCAUUGAAGCCCUGAAUCUUCAAAUCACCUGGUCACUGACUCAGAGCACCUGAUUCCAGACCCUGAGCCACGUGCUUAGAAGGCACUUUAUUCUUCUUACAGAAGGAGACUUAUCCAUACUGCAGGGAGUUCUUGAUGGGGACACUCCCCAUAUGACAGGUGAGGAGACUGAGUCCUGUGGGAACCUGACUGGCACACACAGCCAGGCCGGGGCUGGGCCAGAACACGGCCUGGGACGCCUCCCUGCGGUUCUGGCUCAUGCAC